UCUAAAUAAUUCAGUUAUUUAACAUCAUUAAUAAAUAGAAUAAUCUGAGAUGAUUAAAUGUAAGCAUAUACAUCACUAUAUUCUACAGUACACACACACACACACACACACACACACCCUAGCGGUACAUCUGCAUAGGUACAAUGACAUUUGGUUUUAUGGUUGGUUUCAGAAAGUGAAAUUUCGACUCGUAAGACUUUCUUUACAUCGUGCAUCUCACUUGUUGCCCAUAAAUACUGAGUAUUAACAGAGCACACGAUGGUGAGAGUAAAGUGUACAGCACUUGACACUCUUAUUAGGAGGACCAGUCUGCUGUACUGGAGAGUAGAGUGUGUAUACUGGGAAUACAAUGUUUCUACGCUUGGUGCACCUUUGUGUCCUUCUGACUCUGUGCAGUGUGAGCUGUGGCUUCAGCUGCCGAUGGAUCAACCUGAAAUUCAAGCAGCACCAUGGGACAUGUUUAACACUGCUUAGAGAAAUGGAAGAGGAAAUCAGCGUCAACGCCUCCGUCCCGGAUAACUGGCGUCACUGGUUCUUUAACCACAGCUCUACUCAGCCAGAGAAACAGGUCUGGUUCAUGGUUCAGACUCUGGACGAGGUCUCCCGACUAUUGGAAGAGUCCGACUCUGUGUCCUGGAACAAGGACAAGCUGGAAACUUUCUUACAUAUGCUGGAUCAGCAGGCCAACGGACUACGCUCCUGUCUUGAUCACAGAAUGAAAAAGAACAAACGAUUGCCCUUAUACUUCAAAAGACUAAGAGAUCUCACCAAUAACGACAAGCAGGAGAAGAACGAGGCCUGGGAGUGGAUCAGAAAAGAGCUGCUUCAACUCUUCGGCCUGUUGGACUUUUUCCCUGCUGUCUCUGUGAAUCCUGCUGCAAACCACAAUCAAUAAGAAGCUGAAGAUGUGCAGUGGAAACCAGAAGGCUGUGAGAUGGAAUCCCAGAGAAAAGCUACUGGCUCUGGUGAAAGACUCUUAACCUCCAGCUGCUCAGCUUUUACUUGAAUUGGGUUUUCCUGCACUUGUCUAUCACUUUGGAUCAAAAUGCAGUCAAAGGGUUCAGUUGUAUUUAAUCAGUCAGUGUUGUAUUAUUCAAAAACACAGCAACAUCAGAAGUGCAUUUCUGUACAUUUUCAACACUUACAUGAAGUUUACUCUUGCUGUUUAUCUCAUUUUAAUGAAAUUAUUUAUUUUAAAUGUCUGUUAAAGGAUAAAACUGUGAUCAUGCCUUAACUAU
This is a messenger RNA of Hemibagrus wyckioides, 1238 nucleotides long. Its product is annotated as interferon a3-like. The coding region runs from base 350 to 895 and encodes 181 amino acids. Gene Ontology annotation, cellular component: extracellular region. Gene Ontology annotation, biological process: defense response; response to exogenous dsRNA. The transcript is spliced from 5 exons. Lineage: Eukaryota; Metazoa; Chordata; Actinopteri; Siluriformes; Bagridae. The record is from RefSeq and is a predicted model, not a curated record. Gene Ontology annotation, molecular function: cytokine receptor binding.